UAUUUUAAGUUUUGUUUUUAAACGUAUUACAAAUAUGUCGGCAAAAGUGACUUUAGUGUCGAGUUCUGGAUGUUUUGGUGGCAAACAACAGGUCUGGAGUCACGACAGCCAUGAGCUGAAGUGCAAAAUGAAUUUCUCGGUUUAUAUACCGCCCAAAGUGACCGAUGGAGUGAAAGUUCCGGUCCUAUUCUGGCUCUCAGGGCUCACAUGUACUGAACAAAACUUUAUUAUUAAAUCAGGAUUUCAGAAAUACGCGGCCGAAGAGGGCAUUAUAGUCGUCGGUCCCGACACUAGUCCUCGUAAUGUCAACAUUGAGGGCGAAGACGACGCCUACGACUUCGGAAGCGGCGCUGGUUUUUAUGUGGACGCGACUCAAGACAAGUGGAAACAAAACUAUCGCAUGUUUUCUUACAUAACAAAAGAGUUACCGAAAGUGAUUGACGAUAACUUCCCAGUUAUUAAAGACUGUCGAUCUGUGUUUGGCCACAGUAUGGGAGGUCACGGGUCUCUGAUCUGUGCCCUCAAGAAUCCGGGUUUAUAUAAGAGUGUGUCUGUCUUCUCACCCAUCGCUAACCCAAUGGUAGGAAAAUGGGGUCAAAAAUGUUUAUCCGGUUAUUUGGGUGAUAACCAAAAGGUUUGGGAGGAAUGGGACGCAACUGUUUUGGUUAAGAAAUAUAAAGGACCGCCACUUCAUCUCAUUGUUGAACAGGGCGCCGACGACCCGUACUUAGCCGAUGAACUAUAUGUACAGAAUUUUGUGGAUUCCUGCGCUUCAGCUCAUGUGGCCGUCGAUUAUCGUCUUCAUGAAGGCUAUGACCACUCGUUUUACUUCAUCUCCACAUUUCUCGCACAACAUAUUAAACAUCACUCGAGAAUACUCUAUAACACAGUCUGGAGUCACGACAGCCAUGAGUUGAAGUGCAAAAUGAAUUUCUCGGUUUACAUACCGCCCAAAGUGACCGAUGGAGUAAAAGUUCCGGUCCUAUUCUGGCUCUCAGGGAUCACAUGUAGUGAACAAACCUUUAUUAUUAAAUCGGGAUUUCAGAAAUACGCGGCCGAAGAGGGCAUUAUAGUCGUCGGUCCCGACACUAGUCCUCGUAAUGUAGUUGAGGGCGAAGACGAUUUAUAUUAUUUCGGAAGCGGUGCCGGGUUUUAUGUGGACGCGACUCAAGACAAGUGGAAACAUAAUUACCGCAUGUAUUCUUACGUCACGAAAGAGUUGCCAAAAGUGAUUGACGAUAACUUCCCAGUCAUUAAAGACUGUCGAUCUGUGUUUGGCCACAGUAUGGGAGGUCACGGGGCCCUCAUCUGUGCCCUCAAGAAUCCGGGUUUAUAUAAGAGUGUGUCAGCAUUUUCUCCCACCGCUAAUCCAAUGGUAACAAAAUGGGGUCAAACAUGUUUGUCCGGGUAUUUGGGUGAUAACCAGAAAGUGUGGGAGGAAUGGGACGCAACUGUUUUGGUUAAGAAAUAUAAAGGACCGCCACUUCAUCUCAUUGUUGAACAGGGCACUGACGACGAGUACGUAUUCAUAAAACAAUGUGUCGAGAAUUUUGUGGAUUCGUGCGCUUCGGCUAAUUUGGACGUCGAUUAUCGUCUUCAUGAAGGCUAUGAUCACUCGUAUUACUUCGUCUCCACAUUCAUUGGCCAACAUAUCAAACAUCACUCGAGAAUCCUUUAUAACACAAUUUAC
Messenger RNA from Medioppia subpectinata, 1690 nucleotides. NCBI's taxonomy places the organism in Eukaryota, Metazoa, Arthropoda, Arachnida, Sarcoptiformes, Oppiidae. The record is from the annotation of a GenBank genome assembly.